AUGGCGCUUCCUCCUAAGUGGUACCAGUUUCUCGUGGGUGUUUUCGCCUCCCUCGGAUCAGUCCUUUUCGGUUAUGACUUGGGUGUUAUUGCUCAAGUCAUCGCGUCGCCAUCCUUCGCCAAAGAAUUCAAUGACCCCAAAGCCAAUGAGACGGGCGCUGUCGUGUCCGUCUUCACGGGAGGUGCUUUCAUCGGAGCUGGUGUCGCCGGUGUCCUGGCUGACAGGAUUGGUCGCCGCUUGACAAUUAUGAUUGGAGCCAUCAUCUUCUGCCUUGGUGGCGGGUUGCAAACGGGGGCUAUGGCCCUGUCGUACCUAUACUCCGGGCGUGCUAUUGCAGGUCUCGGUGUUGGUGUGCUUACUAUGAUCAUUCCUCUGUACCAAGCCGAAUUGGCCCAUCCUAGCAUCCGUGGUCGUGUCACUGCUUUGCAGCAAUUCAUGCUUGGCGUGGGUGCGCUCGCGGCCGCCUGGAUCUCGUAUGGUACCUUCACCGGAUUUGCCCCCGACGACAACGGCCAAUGGCGGACUAGUCUUGGUAUCCAGAUCUUGCCUGCCGUGGUCCUUGCCGCUCUGAUUCUGCUUUUCCCUGAGUCGCCUCGUUGGCUUAUCGACCAGGGCAGGACCGAAGACGGACUGAAGACUUUGGCCAGAUUACACUCUCACGGCAACAUCGAUGAUGCCUGGGUGCGCGCUGAGUUCGAGCAGAUCCAAGAGACCAUCACAUACGAGCACGAGCAUGAGGCUUCCUCGAUUGGCGAGCUCUUCAGUGACCGGUCUUGCCUUCGCCGUCUCGUUCUCGCUUGCGCCAUUCAAGCCUCUGUCCAGAUGACUGGUGUCUCCGCCAUCCAGUACUACUCUCCGGAAAUCUACAAGCUCAUGGGCAUUGCAACCGAGGACACCCUCAAGUAUCAAGCCAUCUCUUCCGUGCUUGCCCUCAUUGCCCAGGCCAGCUGCAUCCUCUUCAUCGAUCGUCUCGGUCGCCGCUGGCCGCUCAUCUGCGGUAAUCUGUUCAACAUGGUCACUUUCAUCAUCGCCACUGCUCUGCUAGCGAAAUUUCCCCCAGGCGCGAACAACAACAAGUCUGCGGCUUGGGCAUUCAUUGUUAUCACUUGGCUUUACAACAUCUCUUUCAGUGCGACCAACGGCCCACUGUCGUGGAUCAUUCCUGCUGAGAUCUUCGACACCAAGACUCGUGCCUACGGUGUCAUGAUUGCCACCAUGACCUCGUUCGCCUUCAACACCAUGAUCGGCCAGAUCACGCCCAUUGCCAUGGAAAACAUUGGCUACAAAUUCUACAUCCUCUUCGUUGUUGGCAACUUCACCAAUGCGCUCUUCUUCUGGGCCGUGCUUCCGGAGACGGCCAAGCGCCCCCUCGAGGAAAUGAAGUACCUCUUCACCGAAGCUCCCUACUUCGUGCCCGGCAUGAAGAGGGUCGAUUACGAGACGCACGAUCUCGAACACCGUGUGCAGGAAGUCGAAGCCAAGCAGGGAUAUACUUCGCAUGUCGAGACUCACGCCUAG
Messenger RNA from Didymosphaeria variabile, 1518 nucleotides. RefSeq lists its product as uncharacterized. The coding region runs from base 1 to 1518 and encodes 505 amino acids. Gene Ontology annotation, molecular function: carbohydrate:proton symporter activity. Gene Ontology annotation, cellular component: membrane. The transcript has 4 exons. The record is from RefSeq and is a predicted model, not a curated record. Gene Ontology annotation, biological process: transmembrane transport; carbohydrate transport. NCBI's taxonomy places the organism in Eukaryota, Fungi, Ascomycota, Dothideomycetes, Pleosporales, Didymosphaeriaceae.